AUGGACAAUGAAACAAAAAAGAUUCUGACCAUUCACACAAUAGACAAGAGGAUGACAGACAGGAAAUCCCCAAAUAUGGAGAAGGCAGGAUUCGAAGCUGCACUGAAUGAACUUUUGGAAGAAAACAUUCAAGUGAAAGAAGUUGUGACGGAUGCACAUUUGGGAAUUGGUUCAAUUAUGAAGAAACAGUACUCAGAUAUACACCACUCGCAUGACAUAUGGCAUGCAGCAAAAAAUCUCGGAAACAAGAUUUUGAAAGUGGCACAGAAGAAAGGGAACAACAUCUUGUUGGACUGGUCAAAGGACAUCGUUAACCACUUUUGGUUCUCAUGCCGCCAAGCUAAGACAUAUGAGGAAUUUGUAGGUAUUUGGCGAAGUGUGUUACACCACAUUACUAACACACACGAGUGGAUUUUUUCCCAUGGAGGUGUGAUCCAGUGCAUGCAUGGAGAGCUAACAGAAGAAGAAAGGACAAAAGCCUGGCUCUCACCUACACAGCAUGCUAAUGUCCUGAAGGAUUUAGCAGCUGUUGUGCUUGACAAAAGACUCCUAAAUAACGUGGGGUACUUUUUGAAUUUUAGGUAAAGUAUGUCUGUAUGUAAAGGAUUGUUUUUUUAAAUUGUUUUUCACUUGAUAUUUAGAUGAUUUAAUAUCAGAACUGAGAUAAUGUUUGUACUCCAUACAUGAUUUUCAGGAGUACAGCUGAUUUGGAAGGAUUCCACCAGCAUAUUCUUAUGUACUGUUCAAAGCGCUUCGCUUAUACACCACCAGUUUAUAGGGCCAGAAACAGACUUGCAGCUCUGGACCAUAACAUGAAUGUGGACAGGCCAGUACAGAAGAACAAAGAUGGGAAAAUAAGGUGUUUUACCUUUAUC
Saccostrea cuccullata (small rock oyster) is the source of this 875-nucleotide messenger RNA. RefSeq lists its product as uncharacterized. The coding region runs from base 1 to 585 and encodes 194 amino acids. The record is from RefSeq and is a predicted model, not a curated record. Lineage: Eukaryota; Metazoa; Mollusca; Bivalvia; Ostreida; Ostreidae. The transcript is spliced from 4 exons.